CGGGGGGCGGGGGCGGCGGUCGCGGGAGGAAGCCGGCGGGGGCGGGAGCGCCCAGCACGCCCCGCGCGCCACAGAGCCCCGCUCCAUGCGGACCCGCCGGCGGGAGGGCGCCACGCACGUCGCCGCAGCGGCCGUCCCCGCGGGCGGGGACCGAGCCCGCCGCCGAGCCGCCGAGCGCUCGCGCCGGGAGCCCUGACUCUAUGGCCCGGGGGGAGCUCGCCGGAGUCUCCGCGCCGCCCACCAGCAGCGGGAACCCAAGCGCCAGCCCGAGGAACGGGGGAGCCCCGGGCGCCGCCGCCGGCCCCGGCCCAGGGGCUCGUCCGCGGCCCCCGGCCCCGCCGCGGGGAAUGGCAGGCAGGUAGCCGGCUCGCGCGAGGACCCCCGCGGCGGGCAGGAGCUGCCGAGGACGGCGCGGCCCCGAGAGAGGGAGGAGAGCGGCGGCCCGCCCGCCCCCGGCCGCAGCCCCGGCAGAGCCCUCCCCCGGCGGCGCGCGCCCGCGCGCGCACACAUUCGCACACAGUACCUCCGCUCCUGCCCGGCCUCUCCUGCCCCCCGCGAGCGCCGAACCCCCUGGGGCCGGAUGCCAUGGGUAACAACUUCUCCAGUAUCCCCUCUCUGCCCCGAGGAAACACGAGCCGGGCGCCGCGGGGCCACCCCCAAACCCUCAAAGACUCCAUCGGGGGCCCCUUCCCUGUCACCUCUCACCGACGCCACCACAAGCAGGAGCACUGUGCUCCGGGACCACCUGGCGGGGGGCUCCCAGCCACACCACUGCUCUUCCACCCGCACACCAAGGGCUCCCAGAUCCUCAUGGACCUCAGCCACAAGGCCGUCAAGAGGCAGGCCAGCUUCUGCAAUGCCAUCACCUUCAGCAACCGCCCGGUCCUCAUCUACGAGCAAGUCAGGCUGAAGAUCACCAAGAAGCAGUGCUGCUGGAGCGGGGCGCUGCGGCUGGGCUUCACGAGCAAGGACCCGUCCCGCAUCCACCCUGACUCGCUGCCCAAGUACGCCUGCCCCGACCUGGUGUCCCAGAGCGGCUUCUGGGCCAAGGCGCUGCCCGAGGAGUUUGCCAACGAGGGCAACAUCAUCGCUUUCUGGGUGGACAAGAAGGGCCGCGUAUUCUACCGCAUCAACGACUCAGCUGCCAUGCUCUUCUUCAACGGGGUCCGCACGGCCGACCCGCUCUGGGCCCUGGUGGACGUCUACGGCCUCACGCGGGGCGUCCAGCUGCUCGACAGCGAGUUGGUGCUCCCGGACUGCCUGAGGCCGCGCUCCUUCACCGCCCUGAGGCGGCCGUCCCUGCGGCGCGACGCCGACGAGGCGCGCCUCUCCGUGAGCCUGUGCGACCUCAAUGUGCCGGGAGCCGAGGGCGACGAGGCCGCGCCGGCCGCUGGCUGCCCCAUCCCGCAGAACUCGCUCAACUCGCAGCACAGCCGCGCGCUGCCCGCGCAGCUCGACGGCGACCUGCGCUUCCACGCGCUGCGCGCCGGGGCGCACGUGCGGAUCCUGGACGAGCAGACCGUGGCGCGCCUGGAGCACGGGCGCGACGAGCGCGCGCUCGUCUUCACCAGCAGGCCCGUGCGCGUGGCCGAAACCAUCUUCAUCAAGGUCACGCGCUCCGGCGGCGCGCGGCCCGGGGCGCUCUCCUUCGGCGUCACCACGUGCGACCCCGGCAAGCUGCGGCCCGCGGACCUGCCCUUCAGCCCCGAGGCCCUGGCGGACCGCAAGGAGUUCUGGGCCGUGUGCCGCGUGCCCGGGCCCCUGCACAGCGGCGACAUCUUGGGCCUGGUGGUCAACGCCGACGGCGAGCUGCACCUCAGCCAUAACGGCGCCGCGGCGGGCAUGCAGCUGUGCGUGGACGCCACGCAGCCGCUCUGGAUGCUCUUCGGCCUGCACGGAGCCGUCACGCAGAUCCGCAUCCUCGGCUCCACGAUCUUGGCAGAGCGGGGCAUCCCAUCACUCUCCUGCUCCCCUGCCUCCACACCAACCUCUCCCAGCGCCCUGGGCAGCCGCCUCUCCGACCCCUUACUCAGCACGUGCAGCUCGGGACCGCUGGGGAGCUCUGCGGGCGGGACGGCCCCCAACUCUCCAGUGAGCCUGCCUGAAUCUCCAGUGACCCCAGGCACAGGACAGUGGAGCGAUGAGUGCACCAUUUGCUAUGAGCACGCCGUGGACACGGUCAUCUACACGUGUGGCCACAUGUGCCUCUGCUAUGCCUGUGGCCUGCGCCUCAAAAAGGCCCUGCACGCCUGCUGCCCCAUCUGCCGCCGCCCCAUCAAGGACAUUAUCAAGACCUACCGCAGCUCCUAGCCCCAUGUGGCGCCCCAGCCUGCACGCCUGCCUCCGCAGGCUUUGGCCCCACUCCAGCCAAGAGGCAAGCCCACAGGGCCCCUUCUCUUCUUCCGCAUUUUGGAAACUCUUCCCUUCUUCAUUAAACAUGGGAAACUGAGGCCCUCAAAGUUUUGGGGAGAAAGGGAGUAUCAGGCAGGGAGGUGAGGGGCAGAAACAAAUUGCCCAGCAGAGAGGAGGGGAGGAGUCUGCUCUCUUCCUGUCUUUCCUUUCUCUGCACCCACUCUACCCUGCAUGCCGAGGGGCUAAACGGGGGUCUCAGCCUCUCCUAAUCCUUCCCCAUCUGGGGCAGAUUUCUAGGAAGUCCUCUAGUCCAUGUAAGAAUUAGAAAACAUGUCCCUUCCUCUGGGCAGAUGUGUCCCUGAGCUAGGGCCUUCGGAGUAUGGCCUGGACGUCAGUCUCCAUUUGUUCUCUCAGCCAGCUGUCCUUGAGCAGUGUACAACCUGCUUGACAGCAGCCCCAGGCAGGUAGCCCGAGCUGCUGCCUUACUCUCUGACCUGUACCCACCUUCUUCCUCUCUCCCUUGCCCCUCAGGCCUGAUGGCCAGGGUACGGCCGGCAGAUACCUCUCACCCUGGGCAGGCUGAAGCCCCUGUGCUAUGCCCCUCUCCCACUCACCGAGGGUGGGUGGAUGGACAGGCCUGGGUCUCUGACCUUGUGCCCUGGCUGAGAUGCAGAAGGGCCCUUCCUGGACGUAGCCUUUCUGCCCCGGUCAUCUCGUCAGAUGCUGCCACCCAGGGACAGCUUCGCUGUAGGCUGGAGAGCAGCGUCCGUCUUCUGGAAGGUUCUCUAAGAGUAGGUUUGCUUUUGCCCUCUGAGACCUGUCCUCCCGGAUCUCAGUGCUGUCCUGGGCCUGGCUGCUACUCAGCCUGUAGUAUCCCCAGGUGAGGCCAGGACCCUGGAGUGGGGGUGGGGUACCCUGGGGGUAACACCAGCCUUUUUUCUUAUUUUUAUUUAUUUAUUUAUUUGGUUUGUGGGUUGUUUUUUGGGGGGGUAUGAUUGAGUUGCCAAUCCCCUGGGGCCCCUAGAAAUGCUGCCCUGGUGUGCAGAGUGCCUGGCGAGAAAGGGCUGCAGAGGUAGCUCUCAGAAUCUUCUCUAGGCUCCAGCCCCAAGUCCAUAGCCAUUUCUGCUUGCCAUGAAUUAGAACUCCAUAAAAACAGGCUGAAUUGGGAGGACUCCUGUCCAAGUGUGUCUAUUUUACAGAGAUAAACUGAGCUUCCUUAGUGUCCUAAGGCUGGUGGAUCUCCCAGAGCCUCAAAGUGCCCUUCCUCUCUGGGCUGCAGCGGGGUCAUCAGAGUUGGCUCAGCUACAUCAGGAGGCCCAGGAGCUCCCCCUUCCACAAGGAGGUACGCAGUUCUGGCAAGGCUGAAGGAGGGGAGCCGAGCUUGGGUCAGGGAAUGGGGCUGGGAGGGCCUGCUCGCAGUAGGGGUUGGGGAGUCUGUUUUUAGUAAGGCUCUUUACCCUCAGGAAAGAUGAGGAGGGAAGGGGCCAGGUCCCGGCCCCUUUGGGUUAUUUCUGGUUCUGGGGUGGCAUGCCCCCCCCAACCCCUGCUCUUAGACUAGUUGUCCCACCUCACCAGCUCUACCCAAUAGACCGUGGGCUGGCACCUGCUCCCACACUCUUGGCCUAGUUUCCCCCCAGCCUCCCAACCCUCUGCCCCCUCUGACGGCUUUUCAUGCCCAUCAGAGACCGCUGCUUCUGUGGCUGGCAGAGUGUGGGAUUCGGAUUCUAGACCUGGCCACUGGGCAGCGGGGUGGUCCUGGCCGAGUCAGAGUCCUCAGCCUCAGCAGGCACCUCUGUAAAAUGAUUGGGGAGGAGAGCAGACUUUCCGUGGGACUCUUGGGACUUCUUUGGUGAGGGGCUGCUGUGGGGUGUUAGGUGGGAUAGCACUGGGGGGUCAGAACGCCAGCCUGGGCCUUUGACUGCCCCUGCCUUGCAGUGGGCCUCCAGGAAGUCAUGGUUCCACUGUGGGUCUCCACUUCCCAGUCACUGACCCUGGAGACCCCCUCCAUGGGAGUCGAGGGUGGGGUGGGCCAGGUGGUGGCCGUGUCCCACCAGGAGUCUCCUCUCAGAGGCAAGGGAAGGUCUUACGUGCAGGGGCUGUGUGGCCUGUGGUUUGGGGAGAGGAAGCCAUCUGUGUCACUGUCUCUGUUAGUGCUGGGAUAGUUGCUGCCUCCUUUGUGAAUUUGGGUCGCUGUGAUUGUGAAUAAAGGUGAUUUCGUACCAGCCUGA
This is a messenger RNA of Lontra canadensis (Northern American river otter), 4580 nucleotides long. RefSeq names its product neuralized E3 ubiquitin protein ligase 1 (gene NEURL1). Bases 586 to 2310 code for a protein of 574 amino acids. NCBI's taxonomy places the organism in Eukaryota, Metazoa, Chordata, Mammalia, Carnivora, Mustelidae. The transcript has 6 exons. Gene Ontology annotation, biological process: nervous system development; negative regulation of Notch signaling pathway. The record is from RefSeq and is a predicted model, not a curated record. Gene Ontology annotation, cellular component: postsynaptic density; plasma membrane. Gene Ontology annotation, molecular function: ubiquitin protein ligase activity.